GUAGAUGUUUCUCUGGAACUCCCUAGCUUUCUCCAUGUUUCAGAAAAUUCAGUGAACAGAAGAAGAUUGUUGGAAGUGAAAUAGAUCUGCACAAGAAGCUAAGUGUGAUGAGGGAGAGGCAAGUAGUAAAAAUCUAAGUCAAACCUUUUGAGCAGAAUACUCUAGAAGUCUUCAGAUCUUUUUAUGUAUAGCCUGAGACUUAUCAUAUUAUUCUUUCUCUCGAGAAGAAAACCUAUAAUGGGAGCAGGCUGUAAAAGAAACCCAGUUUGGGAAUAUUUUAAUGAAGUUCCUCUUCCUAUGGGUAAGGCAGCCAUGCAUGCAAACUAUGUAGAAACCCAUGAUUUAAUUCUAGUCUUACUGAAUUUAGGCUAGUCAUGCUACAGGCCAGGGUCAGGAACCAGACGAAUGCAUGAGGGCAGAACAAGGACAUGGUUAGGAACAAGUCAAGGGCCAAGAACUAGGAGGACAAACAGAGAUGCAGGUACCUUUGACAGGCUAACAGGGCAGGGAACAUGGCACAAAAGAUACACAAGACAACAGGAACCAAAUGUAGCAAGGGUCUGACAACAUGCAGGAGCUGAACACAGCUCACAGUAAGCCCUGCAUUACUGAGGAAACAUGGUGAGGCAGGAUAUAUGGGCAAGGCAGGACAUAGGUCAGCCAAGAGGUAGGCACAACACCAAGGCAACAUGAAAAGGCAGGAAUGAGGAGCAGGCAAUCAGGCAAGAUGCAGGUACAACAACAAACAGGCAAACCUGUGCUGCUGAGGCUACUUGGCAUGGCAGGAGACACAUUAGGAACCAGGAACAGGUCAGGCCAGGUAGCAACAGCAAACAGAAGGACCUGUGCUACUGAAGGGGUGGAGUAGGGCCAGGCCAGACACUACAGCAAACAGGAGGAUCUGCAUUGUUGAAGCUAGUUCUGGAGGGAAGAGUUGCUCUGAUAGAGUUUUUCCUCCAGGACUAUCAGAACUGAUCCUGCAAAUGUGGUGGUGGGUCUGGCCACCAAAGCAGCCCAGAUUCUGACAUCAUCUGAUUUUCUUUCUUUUGCUUAGAAGUUGCUACUCCCUGUUGACCUCUCACAGGUACUUGUGUUCUCUCAUGAAAUGCUUCAUUUUUCCUCAUUCCCUGAAGUUUGCACUUCAGACACUUACAGAUUUUCUUCCAGUAGGGAUACCAUCUUGCACAUGUUACAGGUGUCAUUUUGUACUUUCUCAAAAAGAAAAAGCAAGCAUAGCACAAAACUGGCCCUUUAAGCUCCUUAGGUGGCCAAAUUGUUUUGUUCUCUGUUGGUGUUGCUGCCACCUUCCUAGACUUCCCCAGAAAACUCACACACAAAACUGCCUGAUGGUUGCUUGCAUUUGCUCACCCUGCAUUGUAAUCUUUUUGAGUCUGGCAGAUUGCAUAUGGAGUUGUGUAGUUGCUGAUCUCACCCCAGCUAGCUCAAUGGCUCCCUUCAGUGGCUCCUUCAGAUGGCCCCUCUCACCAGUACUGCGUGGCUGAGCACAUGGCAGCUACUUUCUUUAGGACACAAAUAGUUCAAGAAUACGAAACAGCUUCAAGCAAAAAGCCUUCAGCAGUGAAUUCUAAUGCGCAUGAUUGGGGUUUGCACUGCUUCACUUGGCUCACUUGGCCUCAUGCGCUUUUUUGGUGUGUCAUGGCCAUGGAGUAUUGCAGCUGCUCUGGGCGUUUACAUUGGCAGUGGUGGCUGGACAUUUCUCCGGAUCAUCUUCAAGACUGCCUUGAGAGAUCUCCUGGGCUUGUCAGUGCUUGUCCAAGUCAAAUAUAAAUUGUACUGUCACCGGAAAGCCAAGAGCAAUGUCCCAAAGAUAUUCUGUGAUGUGGUCCGCCGUCAUCCAGAUAAAGUGGCCUUGAUCUAUGAAGCUACUGAUGACAAAUGGACAUUCCAGCAUCUAGAUGAAUUUUCCAAUGCUGUAGCCAACUUCUUCUACGAUCAGGGCUUUUGUGUUGGUGAUGUAAUUGCUAUCUUUAUGGAGAGUCGACCUGAGUUUGUGGGCUUCUGGCUAGGGAUGGCCAAAGUGGGCAUUGAGGCAGCCCUCAUCAACUUCAAUCUGCGUCUUGAUGCACUGAUUUAUUGCGUGAAAACCUCAGGGGCAAAAGCCAUCAUCUUCGGUGGAGAACUUUCAGCAGCAAUAUCGGAAGUGAAUGGUGCUCUGGGGAAAAACAUGGUCAAAUUCUGUUCUGGAGACUUCAGACCUGAAUCCAUUCCUCCAGACAGCAAACACUUAGACCUUCUUCUGGCUAAGGCAUCAAAAUCUUCUCCAGCUCAGGUUCCCACCAAGGGAUUAGAUGAUCGUCUGUUCUACAUCUACACCUCUGGCACAACUGGAAUGCCAAAGGCUGCCAUUGUGGUACACAGUAGAUACUACCGAAUAGCAGCUUUUGGUUAUUACGCCUACAGAAUGACCCCCCAUGACAUAAUCUAUAACUGCCUCCCGCUGUACCACUCAGCAGGGAAUAUCAUGGGUGUUGGCCAGUGUGUGAUCCAUGGCCUGACUGUAGUGAUUAGGAAGAAAUUUUCUGCCAGUCGCUUCUGGGAUGACUGUGUGAAAUACAAAUGCACAAUUAUCCAGUAUAUUGGAGAGAUAUGCAGGUAUCUGCUGAAUCAACCAGUGCGAGAGGCAGAAACACAGCACCAAGUGCGUCUAGCAAUAGGAAAUGGCUUGAGACCUACCAUUUGGGAAGACUUCACACAACGGUUCCGUAUUAAACAGAUUGGGGAAUUUUAUGGGGCUACAGAGUGCAACUGUAGCAUCGCUAAUCUGGAUGGAAAGGUUGGCGCCUGUGGCUUCAACAGCCGGAUUUUGCCAAAUGUGUAUCCUAUCCGUUUGGUGAAAGUUAAUGAAGAUACUAUGGAAUUGAUUCGAAAUGAAAAUGGUCUCUGUAUCUCCUGCCGUCCAGGAGAGCCAGGGUUGCUUGUGGGCCGAAUAAACCAGAAGGAUCCUUUGCGAAGGUUUGAUGGUUAUGUCAAUCAGAAUGCAACCAACAAAAAAAUUGCCUACAAUGUUUUCCAGAAAGGAGACCAGGCUUAUCUUUCAGGAGAUGUGCUAGUGAUGGAUGAACUGGGCUACAUGUACUUUAGAGACCGGAGUGGGGAUACAUUCCGUUGGCGUGGGGAAAAUGUCUCCACUACAGAGGUUGAGGGAAUCCUCAGCCACAUCCUCAGCAAGACAGAUGUUGCUGUGUAUGGGGUAGAGGUGCCAGGAGUGGAAGGGAAGGCUGGAAUGGCAGCUAUCGCUGACCCAGAAGCAAAAUUGAACCCUAACAUGCUAUACCUGGAGAUGCAGAAAGUGUUACCCCCUUAUGCACGGCCAAUCUUCCUCCGACUUUUGCCACAGGUUGACACUACAGGCACUUUUAAAAUUCAAAAGACCCGUUUGCAAAGAGAAGCCUACAACCCACACCAGAUAUCUGAUCGAUUAUAUUUCUUGGAUGUAAAACUUGGCAAGUACAUACCAAUGGAUGAGUGUGUGUUUGAGAGGAUCCAAGCUGGAAAGGCAUCGCUGUGAUUUCAACAGUAAAAGCCAUUGGUGAAGAGUUUGGAUUUGGAGAGCCUUGCUUGAAUAGGAAACAGACUUGACUAAAUUAAAUGAGGCAAGGUUUUCAUUCAAAGCAUCUACAAUUGGACAAAACCUACUAUGUUGUGGGAAUGGGUAGCCCUCACCUGUUUUAAAAAGCACAUUAACUGUUUCCUGGGCAAAGAGAGUGGCCCUUUUCAAUGGUUCAGUCUUUAGAAUGGUUUCCUUCUUUCUUUAGCCAUUGCACUGGGGAACUCUGUGUGAAACAGGAAUGGUUUAUGGUUUGUGUAAUUACCAUUUAAAAGCCCUCAAUAUGGUGGGUGUGACUGAGCCUGCGGUAACACUGAUCAGGUUGCAUUCUGUUGUGUAUCUUGGCUAAGUUUCACUGCUUUGAGGCAGUACUGUAAUUACUGUGUAUAAAGCCUCCAAUUAUUAGGGGAUUUCCAGGUUCCUCAUUUAUACAUUGAGAGUCCUUCAGUUGUGAUCACUGUGAGAUCUACCACUGUGCUUAUAUGGAUCAUUAAGGGAUUGUCAAAAUGGAACAUCAUUUUAUCUUCAAAAACGUUGGUCUUAAAAACAAAAAACAUAGUGAAUUGGGUGAAGUAAGUAUGUUGUUUUAAAAGGCUUUAUUUAAAGAAAAACGAGUUUGCUCAGAAAAGUGUACAGGAAAUGUCCUUUCCUAUUAGAAGAAGAAUACUAUGGUGUUUGCAAGCUUCCACUUAUUUACAGAAUGAUAAACAGCAUGUGUACAUGGUAUCCAUUUGGGGGAAGUCAUUGGUUUAUCUUUUGUUAAUCUGUCUAAAGUCAUGUUGGUAUAAAUGGCAAUACUUGGGCCAGAGCUGCGAUCUUCAAAUGAUUAUUUGUUGUUGAUUCAGAAUCUUGGGAAACAGAUAACUGUAUGAACCAAAUUUAGUGGCGACAUUUGUUUGGUCUUUCUGAUCCACCCUGCUUAGUGUAGGAAACACAGCAACUGAUCAACAGCAAUGCGUAACAUAUUCCUCACAUUUACUUUCCACCAGUACAUGAUUCUGGAUGAUUCUAAUUCAGCAGUUUUUCACUAGUGCAACUAGUGACCUUAUGUUCAAAGAUGCUAUAAUUCUUCCUUUUGAUCAUGUUGGUAUGAAAGAGGCAUACCACUGCUGCUUGUAGAUACUGCUAGGAUAUCCUAGUGAGUAUUUUACUGUAACUUGAGUGUUCUAGUUCUCUUUUUUCUAUUCCCAGAGCUGCUGUAGAUGUGGAAUGUGUUUGGCAGAAAAGGAACUUUGCAUAAAGGCCUUUUACAAAGACUUCUGCAAAACAAUGUUAUGUUGUAUUACUGAGUGCACACAGUGCUAGUCAGGGCAUUGUUAAGACAUGGUUCAGAAACCAGUGGAGUGUGUUUUUUUCCCUUCUCUUUCAAUUAGAUCCAGAAUGUGCCUUUCGUAACUUCUCAUCCAUACCAGACAAAGCCGGAUAACAUGCGUAGUAAAUUUAGCUGUGUUAUUAAUCCUUGGUUAAAACAGUAUCUACAGCUAACUGAUCCUCAUUUAGAAAACAACAUAGUUAUUUUGUUUCAGAGUUCACUCAUGAUUUGAAAUCAUGCACUGACUCGGAAACAAAGUUGCAUUUUCAGAUAGUUUCUCUUUUCAAAAUAUAACUUUAUUUUGGGGAAGAAUUAAAAGAAUAAAGACACUUUAGAAGCAUG
Varanus komodoensis (Komodo dragon) is the source of this 5222-nucleotide messenger RNA. It is a transcript of the gene SLC27A1, whose product is annotated as solute carrier family 27 member 1. Lineage: Eukaryota; Metazoa; Chordata; Lepidosauria; Squamata; Varanidae. Gene Ontology annotation, molecular function: long-chain fatty acid transmembrane transporter activity; long-chain fatty acid-CoA ligase activity; fatty acid transmembrane transporter activity. The record is from RefSeq and is a predicted model, not a curated record. Gene Ontology annotation, biological process: response to cold; adiponectin-activated signaling pathway; medium-chain fatty acid transport. The transcript has 13 exons. Gene Ontology annotation, cellular component: mitochondrial inner membrane; plasma membrane. Bases 1589 to 3529 code for a protein of 646 amino acids.